AUGGAUAUUCUGAUAAAAUUGUGCUGUCUUCUAUUUUGCCUUUUGUUAGUUAGGGCUGAAACAGAUCAAAUUAGGUUAGAUGGAGCAAUUACGAGGAUAGAUAAUGCCACUGGAACAAGGCAACUGCAGACUAGAUUGCUAGUGGGUGAACCAUUAAAAGAGAAUAUCGAAGCAGCUAACCUGACUGGAGACUUAAAGGAAUUCAUGUACUUCUACCUAGAUGUUUGGGUAGGAGAGAACCCUCCAAGAAAGCAAGCUUUGAUAGUGGACACAGGGUCUUCUAUUACUGCUUUUCCUUGUCAAGGGGUUUGUGAAUCUUGUGGAAAACACAUCAACUCUGACAAUAAAAUUGAAUCUAAAGGAAAUUAUUCAGAUAGCGGAGCAAGCACUUCAAUUGCACCAUAUUAUCCAUUUAAGGAAUCAAAAACAUACAAGAAGAUUAGCUGAGACAAAGACUUAUGCCUCGACUGUUCAAAGAACGAAGAUUGUAGAUUUAAACAGCAGUAUGGCGAAGGCAGCCGCUAUGAAGGAUUCUAUGGAAUUGAUACAAUGCGGAUUGGGCCACCUGAAUCUAAAAAUGGUGACUUUGAUAUGUACUUUGGAUGAGUUACCAAAGAAACAUUUAAUCUUCAGAGUCAAAAAGCAGAUGGAGUACUCGGUCUCUCAAAAUCCAAAGCUAAGAGAUUUCCACCCAUAAAUGUUCAGAUGAGAGAAGCAAAACUUGUUGACAGCGCAACCUUUAUGGUCUGCCUUGGAAUGGAAGAUGGAAUUAUCAAUUUUGGUGGCUAUGACACAAACUUACUGUAUAACCAAGAAAUAGGCAUCAAUUGGAUUCCUACUAUUGAUGAUACUUCCUACUCCAUCCAACUAAAUGGUCUUUACGUUGGUAAUGUCCAUAUCCCUCAUGUUCCAAAAGUCGGAUCCAUUGACACUGGAGCUUCAUGGGUUUAUAUGGAUCAUGAAGAGCAACGCCAUAUUUAUGAAGCACUUGACCAAUUUUGUAAGGAUACUGAAGGAAAAUGCAUUGGAAAGAAAGUUGACAAGAAUUGACACGAGUAUGAUACCACUAUGAAUAAGUCUCUCAGAGAUUUCUUCAGGAGUUACCCAACUAUUACAUUUGACGCCGGAGAGUAUGGAGUGUUAAAUUGGUUCCCAAGUGAGUACUUCUCACAGCAAGGAGACACAAACAAAUUCUGUAUUUCUAUCGAAAUGGCCCGUAUAAGAGGAACUAUUGUUCUUGGAGCAGCAUUCUUGAGGCAGAAUCUAGUAGUAUUCGAUCCAGAAAGUCCAGCUCAAAUCGGAUUCUCCAGGGGAAAAUGUUCUGAAUACCAACAUAGAGUGACUACAGAAGUAGUCAAUGUCACAGAAGGUUUUUACCAAGUUGAAUGCCAUUCUUGUGACUUUAUAAAAGAGGAGACUAAUAUAAUCAUAUUGUUAGCAGUAACGCUGAUAGUUGUCUUCUUAUUCGCAAUCGUAGCCCUUACAUUAGGCUAUGUAUGCCAGAGGGUAAAUAGAAAAGACAUUACGUAUGCACAAUUCACCUCAGAAGAAGACCUUUAUAAGCAAGGCCAUACAAGAGAAAUGGAGAAUAUAGGAAUUCUAAAUAGUCAAGAUGACGAUGAGAUUGAUGAUUCAAGCCUAAACCAGCGGGUGUAAAGUUCAAUUGUGAAGUA
This is a messenger RNA of Moneuplotes crassus, 1673 nucleotides long. The record is from the annotation of a GenBank genome assembly. Lineage: Eukaryota; Ciliophora; Spirotrichea; Euplotida; Euplotidae.